Messenger RNA from Myotis lucifugus (little brown bat), 920 nucleotides. RefSeq names its product aminopeptidase B-like. Gene Ontology annotation, biological process: proteolysis. Lineage: Eukaryota; Metazoa; Chordata; Mammalia; Chiroptera; Vespertilionidae. Gene Ontology annotation, molecular function: metalloaminopeptidase activity. The record is from RefSeq and is a predicted model, not a curated record.
CACCAUGGCGAGCGGCUGGGCCUCGGGCGGCGCGGGCAGGCGGGCGCUGCACUCGGCGCGCGCGGAGGACGUGGCCUCGGCGUCCAGCUUCCGGGACUUCGAGGUCCUGCACCUGCACCUGGACCUGCGGGCCGAGUUCGCGAGCCGCACGCUGAGCGGCUCGGCGGUGCUCGACCUGCGCUGCCUGGUGCCCGCGGGCGCGGCCGAGCUCCGGUUGGACUCGCACCCGAGCCUGGAGGUGACCGCGGCGGCGCUGCGGCGGGGGCCGCCGGGACCCGGAGCCUCUCCCGGCCCCGAGGAGCCCGUGGGCUUCCACACGCGGCCCUUCGCGCGCUACGGCUGCGCGCUGUGCCUGCGCCUCCCGCAGCCCCUGCCGGCGGGCGAGCGCUUCCAGGUGCUGCUCACCUACCGCGUGGGCGACGCGGGGCCCGGGGUGUGCUGGUUGGCCCCCGAGCAGACGGCGGGAAAGGAGAAGCCCUUUGUGUACACCCAGGGGCAGGCCGUCCUGAACCGGGCCUUCUUCCCCUGCUUCGACACGCCGGCGGUCAAGUGCACGUACUCCGCCCUCAUCCAGGUCCCUGACGGCUUCACCGCGGUGAUGAGUGCCGACACCUGGGAGCGGCGAGGGCCCCACGGGUUCUUCUUCCACAUGAGCCACCCCAUCCCCUCCUACCUCGUCGCGCUGGCCAUCGGAGACCUGGCCUCGGCGGAGGUGGGGCCCAGGAGCCGGGUGUGGGCCGAGCCCUGCCUGGUUGAGGCUGCCAGGCAGGAGUAUGACGGCGUGAUCGAGGAGUUCCUGGCCGCGGGAGAGAAACUCUUCGGACCCUACGUUUGGGGCAGGUGAGGUUCCUGUCGACUGACAUGUCCCUGGCUCCCCAGCCCCCUCUGCCUCCUGGAGGAAAGCGCCCCGUCCCAGAGGU